Messenger RNA from Lottia gigantea (owl limpet), 2074 nucleotides. RefSeq lists its product as hypothetical. Gene Ontology annotation, molecular function: alpha-1,3-mannosylglycoprotein 2-beta-N-acetylglucosaminyltransferase activity. Gene Ontology annotation, biological process: protein N-linked glycosylation. NCBI's taxonomy places the organism in Eukaryota, Metazoa, Mollusca, Gastropoda, Lottiidae. Gene Ontology annotation, cellular component: Golgi apparatus. The record is from RefSeq and is a predicted model, not a curated record. Bases 280 to 1296 code for a protein of 338 amino acids. The transcript has 11 exons.
CGGUCUUAUUUGAUAACACUGGUAGUUGGGGUGUUCUUAUCAUGGAACCUUCUUACUUACUACUUACUUACCAACAAACACCCUCAAAAGAAAGCAGGUGAUAUACAACCUCUUUUAGAUAUCAAAUUAUCAAAAUUAGAAAUUGAAAUAAACUCACAGUUAAGAGAAAAUCAGAAAUUACUGGAUGAUUUAAAACAGUUGAAAAAUAAAGCUCAAAAAGAAGCUUCUAAAGUCAGUGAUGAAAAGCUAUCAUUAGGAACAGAAGUCUUACCAAUUUUAAUGUUUGCUUGUAAUAGAGUGACUGUAAGUCGAAGUUUAGACAGACUUUUAAAAUAUAGACCAGAUGCUAAGAAAUUUCCCAUCAUAGUGACCCAAGACUGUGGUCAUCAGGCAACUGCUACAGUUAUACAGAAAUAUGUUUCUGCUCAUGGCAUCAUUCAUAUAAAGCAACCAGAUGUAAGUGAUAUAAAGCUACCAUGGCCACAGAGAAAGUUUGCUGGUUAUUAUAAGAUAUCAAGACAUUAUAAAUGGGCUUUAGAUCAAGUCUUUCAUAAAUUUAAUUUUUCAACAGUUAUCAUAGUUGAAGAUGAUCUUGACAUAUCACCUGAUUUUUAUGAGUAUUUCGCAGCCACAUAUCCUCUGUUACACCUAGAGAAAGAGUUAUGGUGUGUGUCAGCAUGGAAUGAUAAUGGCAAGGCUAAUCUAGUAUCAGAAGAACCAGAGAAGUUGUACAGAAGUGAUUUUUUCCCUGGGUUGGGAUGGAUGAUAGAAAAAUCAUUAUGGUUAGAACUUGGACCAAAAUGGCCUCAAGCAUUCUGGGAUGAUUGGAUGAGACACCCUGAUCAGAGAAAAGGUCGAGAGUGUAUUAGACCAGAAAUUUGUAGAACCAGUACUUUUGGUAAAAAGGGUGUUAGCAAUGGUUUAUUCUAUGAAAAACAUUUAAAAUUUAUCAAGUUAAAUGAACAGCUUGUGCCUUUUUCUAAAAUGGAUCUUUCUUAUUUAAAAAAGGAGAGAUAUGAUACAGAAUUUCUACAAGAAGUAUAUAAUUCACCAGAAAUGACAGUAACAGAGGUGGUUGUAUCAGCUAAUAAACCAAAACUCCAUCCAGUCAGAGUCACCUAUAAAACUAAAGAUGAAUACAAAGCUGCCGCUAAAAAAUUAGGAAUUAUGGAUGAUUAUAAGGCGGGUGUACCAAGAGGAGCCUAUAGGGGUGUUGUUAGUUUUGUAUUCCGAGGGAGAAGAAUCUACUUGUCUCCACCAUCAACUUGGAAAAAUUACGACCCCACAUGGAGCUGACAGCAGGAUAUUGUAGAAGUUUUAAAAGAUUUAAUAUAUUCAAUAUUCAGUGACUAGGCGUGUUUCACAACUUUCAAACAACUUUAGAUACAUGACCAAAUUCAACAAAAUACUACAAAGAUCAUAUCUUUCUUAACAAAAGACAACUGAAUGUAGAAAUCUUGUAGAAAUUGGCAGCUGUACUGUGUAUAUAUAUUUUCAAUUUAUCCCAAAUUGUUUACAACCAAAACAGACAAAAUACAACAUUGAACAGGUUAUCCUAUUACUAUUGGAAGUUUAUUUUGUCGCAAUUUAUCUUAUUCACAGCUUUUCUAAGAAAACAAGGCACUUGAUGAUGUUAUUCUAUUACACAUGGUAGUAUAUUUGUUGGAAUAUCUGAAGUGAUUUGAAAGAUGUUAAACAAGUCUUCAUGUAUGAUUGUUUUAUUGUACGAGUGAACAGAGAAUUUAUUUUGUUAUAGUAUGGUUGUUAAUUGUUUAUAUUGUAUAGUGGUAAAAACUGUUCAAUUCUAAUUGUGAUAUAAUGUUGAUAAUAUCAGUAGUAACUUGUUCAAUUCUUCGUAAAUCACUUUUUAAUCAAUGUACAAAUGUAGUAGUCUUUGAGAAAACUAAGACCAAAUAUAAUAAGUAAUAACCAAUAGUGUACAAAACCUGAAAUCUACAUCAAAAUGCAAAUUGCUGCUCCCAAUUUUUGUGGAGACUAAAUAAGAACCAUCUGAGACAAAAUACCAAAUAUAUUACAAUAUUUAUUUUAAUAAGACCAAAGUGAUCAUUACUGA